Lagopus leucura (white-tailed ptarmigan) is the source of this 1914-nucleotide messenger RNA. It is a transcript of the gene NRG4, whose product is annotated as neuregulin 4. Gene Ontology annotation, molecular function: chemorepellent activity. Gene Ontology annotation, biological process: intracellular signal transduction; nervous system development; animal organ development. The coding region runs from base 312 to 662 and encodes 116 amino acids. The record is from RefSeq and is a predicted model, not a curated record. Lineage: Eukaryota; Metazoa; Chordata; Aves; Galliformes; Phasianidae. The transcript is spliced from 9 exons.
GGGUGGUGGCCCCGCCCCCUCCGCUGGGUCCCCGCGGGGCGGGAGGCGCCGCGCGGUCGCUGUCCGCGGGCAGACAGCGGCAUUACAUAACCGCGUACAGAGAGCAGCCGCGGGAUUACAUGAUGCAGAUUAGCGGCGGCGUCGAUUCAGCGGAUCGCCCUGCGUGUGUGUGAGGGGCGGCACGGCCGUGCGGGGGGAAAAAAAGAAAAGAAAACAUUGAAAAGUAAGAACUUCCACACGAGGCUUGUUUAGUAACUUGGUGCCGUUUAGAAGAAUAGCUUCUGCCCAAGAAUUAGAAUUGUUGGAAUAAUAUGCGAACAGAUCAUGAAGAACUCUGUGGCACCAGUUAUGGAUCUUUUUGUCUAAAUGGAGGCAUUUGCUAUAUGAUUCCUACUGUACCCAGUCCAUUCUGCAGGUGUAUUGAGAAUUACACAGGAGCACGCUGUGAAGAAGUUCUGUUGCCCAGCAUCAAGUCUCAAACCAAAGGUGACCUGUUUGCAGUUCUCUUGGCUUCACUUCUCCUUCUCGGAGUUCUUUUAAUUGGAACAUUCUACUUCCUUUGCAGGAAAGCCACCAUUGCAAGGACAGGUUCCUCAGAGUGUGGUGCCCACCUGGUUGAGACUACAAGCAGCAAUGGCUGCAACAAAAUAAUAACGGAGUAAAGCAUUAGAGUGGAAGAAUGGUGAGAAAAUGAUGUGCAGAGCAACCCUAACAGCUGCAGAGGUUGAUAUGGGUUAUGUGGCUCGGGCAAAGAGAAGCCAAGUGAUAUGGUCUGUCUCUCUUUCUCCCCUGAUGACACAAAGAGAAUGGCUGGGUACUGAGAGGCAUAGAAGACAUGAAUUGAACAGUCCUACUUUCAUCUUGUUUCUAGCACUGGAGGUUGUGACUAAGACAAAAACCAACAUGCAUUCAUACAGCAGCACAUCACCUAGCAGCUCACUACUUGGGAUCGACCAUGCUGUACUGAAGAAAAAGCUUGAGAACAUUUCUGGAGGUGAAAGGGAAGAAAAUGCAGAAUGCAGAUUUCUCAUCUCUGAAAUAAGGGAAAAAAAGGGGUCUAGAAACGAAGGUGGAAAGGAAGAUGUGAAUCAGAGUCAAUUCCUGGGGCAUCUACUGCAUGCUCUGGCAUCAGAAAAGAUAGCGUAUAUUUUACACACACAUAGAUGCAAACACAGCAAGACAAAGAAGGAAAGACAAAGUGUUACGGUGUAUACAGUAAGAAGUCAAGGAGAAAAUAAUGAUAUAACAGCAAAUAGUAAACAGAGAAAAAUGUAUUACUUUCUGAGGACUCAUGUGAAAGAAGCUGGAGUACGAGCGAAAGCUCAGCAUCUGCAGGAAAACAUCCAAUCAACCAGAGAUCCUGAACCAGAAACGUUCCAGUUGGAUAAAGCAUAGCUUCCUCCUCAAAUUAACCACCUUACAUGCUGGUUUUGGGACCCCAAGCCCUUGCCAGUUACCCAGGAGGACACUGUUUUAAAGGCUAGGAAAGAACAAAGUGAUUUUUCAUCGCAUGCGGACACACCACUGUUAGAUUCACAGUUCAGGAGAUGUGCAACAAUCCUGACAGCUGCAUCAGAAUCAGAGUUAGCUGAAAUACUCUGCACAGUCUCUGUGGAAUUGAGUCCGAGAAGACUGCUGUCAGGCAACCUCUGUGCAUUACUGAUCACGAGACAUUCAGACUGACUAACUAACAUCCAGCACACUGUUUUCACCGAAGAAGAAAAGGUUUAUGGUCAUCUGAAAUGGAAACUGAGGGAGGAAAUCUUGAAGUUGUACUCUGUAAACGGUUAAAACCCUCUCAGCUUUCUAGACAUGGAAUAAUUCUCCAGUAUUACCACUCACAUUUGCAAUAUCUGGGAAACAAUUUGUACAAAAAGUGAGAAUGAAUAAAUCAAAGGGGUGUUUAAAUGCAAA